Caretta caretta (loggerhead turtle) is the source of this 4098-nucleotide messenger RNA. RefSeq names its product leucine-rich repeat and fibronectin type III domain-containing protein 1-like protein. Gene Ontology annotation, cellular component: presynaptic active zone membrane; cell surface. The record is from RefSeq and is a predicted model, not a curated record. NCBI's taxonomy places the organism in Eukaryota, Metazoa, Chordata, Testudines, Cheloniidae. Gene Ontology annotation, molecular function: protein binding.
CCGGGCGGGCUGCGUCCCCAGCCGCCGCCGGUUCCCGGGCUCGCCGAGCAGGGGGCGGCCGGGCAGCGCCCGGCGGCAGGAGCGGGGCCGGGGUCCGACCGCGCGGGAUGGAGCCGCCGCCGCCCCGCGCCGGGGUCCCGAGCCGGCCCUAGCCGCCGCCCUCCCCCCCGCUGAGCCGGGAGGCGCCGCCUCAGGGACCGGCCAGACGCCGGGAAGGGGGCCCCGGAGACGGGCCGGCUCAGCCCUCGCUGGCGCCGCGCCUGGGCCGGGGGCGCAUGGAAGAGCCCCCCUUUCCAGCCGGCUCCGCAGCUAGCCGCCCGCCGGACUGAGCCCUGGGCGCGUCCCGGGGACUCGGCCGAGGGCGCCGCCCCAGCCCUGCCUGCCCCGGGCGCAGUGGCCGGGGAGCCCGCGCUGCCGGGGGGCUCGGGGACCGGUCGGGGGAGUAGCGGCGUCGCUUGCAGGGGGCUGGGCGGAUUUACACCGGGCUCCGGAUUCCCCUGGGGGGGAACCUGGAUGUGAUUUGUUCUUCUUCCCACCGGCCGGCCGGCGAGAGACCAGCCCGCCGGGCUGCGCCGCUGGGCGCCCCCACCCGCGGGGCCCCUGGACAGCUGCGACUCGUGCUUGGCCGGGGGCAGAGAGCCCUGCCCGCUCCGGAUCACUGCGGUGCCAGCGCCUCCACCUCUUCCACGGAUGGAUGGCCACCUCAGGGGCUGUGUGGUGCUGCAUUGUGAAUCUGAAUGGAGAAUGCAUUACUUCAAGGACUCCAUACUCAAAUGAACCACUAAUGAAAGAGCAUUGGAGUCCUGAAAAGAAGCAGAGACUGGAACAAGUUUAACAGUCAAUUUGAAGGUCAAUUUAAAGGUUUUUCUACUAGGAGACCGAGACACAGUGAAGCAUCAACCAGUGGAAUCCGAGAGCUGACAGCAGGCCUGAGCCAAGGUGAGGGAUCGGAGGUUGAAGCAGACCAUUCUUACUGCACUGGAGAGAUGGAAUUUCGUGCCACUUUUCUGAACAUUCCUGCCCUAGAGGUUUGCUAUCUUUCUUACAAUGGAAAGGCUGGCUAUCUAUCUACUGGUUAUUAGCACUGCUGUGAAGGCUAUGAUGUGUCCAAAACGGUGUAUGUGUCAAAACCUGUCUCCAUCCUUCACCAUCCUCUGUACGAAGACUGGGCUUCUCUUUGUGCCCCCCAGCAUUGACAGGAGAACAGCAGAACUAAGAUUAAUGGAUAACUUCAUCACCACACUUAGAAGAAAGGAUUUUGCAAACAUGACAAAUCUUAUUCACUUGACACUAUCAAGAAAUACAAUAAGUCAAAUCAUGCCUUAUGCGUUUUUUGAUCUUAAAGGCCUUCAUGCAUUACAUUUGGAUAGUAACAGACUGACUUGUAUCAAUGAGGAUCAUUUCAAAGGUUUAAUUAAUCUUCGCCACUUAAUACUCAGUAACAAUCAAUUGAACUAUAUUUCUCCUGGAUCUUUAGAUGACUUUAUUGAAACACUUGAGGACCUGGAUCUAUCAUAUAAUAAUCUUGUUAAUAUUCCUUGGGAUACAAUUGGAAAGCUUUCUAAUGUCAAUACCAUCAGUUUGGAUCACAACCUCAUUGAGUUUGUUCCAGAAGGAAUCUUCUCAAACCUUCACAAACUUGCUCGAUUAGACAUGACAUCCAACAAAUUGAAAAAAAUUCCCCCUGACCCCCUGUUCUCCAGAAUCCCUGUGUAUGCUAAAUCUAAAGGGUCUCCAUUGUCCUCUCUGGUGCUUAGCUUUGGAGGGAAUCCUCUACACUGCAACUGUGAAUUAGUGUGGUUGAGACGCCUUACCAGAGAAGAUGAUCUAGAAACAUGUGCCUCACCACUGGAAUUGAUGGGCAAGUACUUUUGGUCCAUUAAAGAGGGGGAGUUUGUCUGUGAACCUCCAAUGAUAACACAUCGAACGCCAAAACUCGUGGUUAUGGAGGGACAGAGUGUCUCUUUGAAGUGCAAAGCGGUCGGUGACCCGGAUCCCUAUGUUCGCUGGAUCUCCCCCGAGGGGAAGUUGGUCUCCAAUACAUCUAGGACAAUUUCCUAUGAGAAUGGAACUCUGGAUAUUUUAACUACUACUUUGACAGAAAAAGGUACAUUUACUUGUAUAGCAUCAAAUGCUGCAGGAGAAUCUACGGCUCCUGUUGAACUUGUUGUUAAUCCUUAUCCUCAUCUUGCUAACAGUACCAACUGUGAGAAAGAUGCUGAGUCUGGGCCUUCAGACAUUCUUAUAUCUGCUAAGUCAAGUUUCCCUAAUGAAACUAAAGCUCAGCAGGAGAAGAAGGUUGUGGUUGCUGAGCUGACCUCAUCCUCUGCUCUCAUACAGUGGCCUUCCCAGCAUCAUAUUCCUGGAAUACGAAUGUACCAGAUUCAGUAUAACAGCUCUUCUGAUGAUAUACUAGUUUACAGGAUGAUCCCGGCCAUUAGCAAAUCCUUCUUCCUGACAGAUCUGGUUGCAGGACGUGAGUAUGACCUUUGUGUUCUCGCUGUUUAUGAUGAUGGAUUGACAUCUCUAACUGCAACCAAGGUGAUUGGGUGUGUGCAGUUCACUACACAGGAAGAAUAUAAGCAGUGCCGCUCUCUUCAUGCCCAGUUUCUUGGAGGAACCAUGAUCAUCAUUAUUGGUGGAAUAAUUGUGGCUUCUGUUCUUGUUUUCAUCUUCAUUCUCCUCAUGAAGUAUAAAGUCUACAACAAUCACCACAAAAAUAAAAAUACUAAAGUUAAUAAUGUCUGCUCUCAGACCAAUGGUAGUCAGAGUGGGUCAAUGGCUCGUUCUGCUUCCAAACUCACAGAGAGACGGGAAAGUUUGCAUCAGGAAUGCUCAGGAACUUCCAUCAAAGGCAAAACUGUUGUAGAUUUGGAUUGUGAAAGAGUGACUCUUACUGACACAACCUUUUUAACAACUGAAGCAUUAUCUCAAUAGCAAUGUGACAAAGCAGGACACACCACAUGAGCCAAGGUGGUAUCGCUUAAAACAUUUUAAUGCGAGUGGUUGUAUUUUAAGCUUCACUACUAUUGUCUAUUUUUAAGAUCAGAUGGUUUAAAAAAUAUUUUUUUAAUCUGUAAAACAGUUCCUGCAUUCUUAAAUAUUUUUGUUUCAAUAUAUUAAAUAUAAAGUGUGUGAUUUACAAGAUUUUUUUUUACUGUUUCUUUUAUAGCUACACCUGUGGUAUUGAAUCAGAAGCAUAACUAUAUUAUGACUAGGUUUGUCUUUAGUAAAAAUGCACUAUUAAUUCAUUCAGUUACCAACUGGCAGCAAGACCAACUCUCAGGAACCUCAAACUUCUCUGAUAGUAGAGUCAUUUACCAGUUCAACUACCGAGCUGUUAAUGAGCAAUGAAAUGUUAUAAAGAGUUCUCAGCUUGUUAAUCCUGAGACGUUCAUCAGUCUGUGUGCACUGUAUACAUGUCAUCCACAAAAGAAAAAGCUAAAGGUUCCUCCGUGGACAAAAUACUACUCCAAAUAAGGAAAAGAAAAUUGAAGGAUUUUGACAUCAUCUCGCACUAUUCAUUGGUACGGAAUUGCUGGCAUAUAUUGUUUGCUUUGUAAAGGCUGGUAUUAUUCAAGACUGUGCCUUGAAGACCCUUCUCUUUCUUUUCAGUUAGAUUUACCUCACCUUAGACAGGGAGGAGCUCCCACUUUUGUCCUUCCUAAUUUAAGUCUUCAGAAAACUACUUAAAUUAGAAAUGGUGUGUUGUGCACAUCUUUUGCUACACUGGAAACUGUGUCCUAGUCUCCCACUCUCAAAUUGUGUCAAGUGUCAACCAAGUUAAUCUCUCUCUUUUUGGUAUGUUUUUAGAGGGAGGACCCACGAGUUAAAGCUCCACUGCAUCUUCAGAUAACAUUGAUAACCAAACUCUUUAUUUCUGUAGUACUGCAUGAAGCGUAAUGUAAUUGGCCAAAGGAUUAGCUAUGUAAAUGUUUAUGUGCAAUUCAUUUUAACAAUUCAUAUUUAAUAAUUAAAUCUUUUUGUUUAAAGGCGUACUGUCAGGUCAAAAUGAGUCCCCAAAUUAGGUGUUUGUAAUGACUUCCAACAAAACCUAAGAGCAAUCCAUGAGUUUAAAUAAAUUGUUGAAUUAAACAA